AUGGACUAUAUCCUCAAAGCGUACUUCAAACUACAAAAGCAACAUCGACUACAUCGUCAGCUGUGCUGUAGGCCGAGGAGUUCGAAGUCGGAGGUCUUCAACGAAUUCACCCGUGCUGUGCGGCUCAGGGACGAUGAUCCAAUCCAGGUGAGACGACGGAACAGCAAGGUGGCUCAGAAGCGGUAUAGAUGGCCUGGGUUGUGGUCGAGUGGAUCGUGA
This is a messenger RNA of Lecanosticta acicola, 219 nucleotides long. The record is from the annotation of a GenBank genome assembly. NCBI's taxonomy places the organism in Eukaryota, Fungi, Ascomycota, Dothideomycetes, Mycosphaerellales, Mycosphaerellaceae.